ACAAAAGCCCGGUCGCGUGUGUAGAAGAAGAGAGCUGAAGAACACCAGCAGCAGCAGCAGCAACAGGGCAGCGGCCGCCGGUCAAAUGGACUGGAUUAAGUUCGAUGUUUAUUUUGCUUUCUAUGGGCUUUCAGUCUGCGGCAAGAUUCUGGCUAGAAUGGAUACCUGGUCCCGGUACAGCUGGAUCGGCGGUCGUCGGAAGUCGGUUUAGUCCUCGCGGUGGCGAUCUCGUUCGAGCGCGCGCGAAUUCGGUUUACUGGUUGUGGGAUUUGGGGUCUAACAGUGAUCCUGGCAGUGAUACAAAUUACAAAAUCAUUAUGUGAUUUAUUGUGUGCGAAACCUCCUAGAAGAAUUUCAAGAUAAUUAAGUGCCAUGAUCGUGCCGCAUAGUUUGUCAAAUUUAUCGUAUUGGUGAUGUUUGUGCAUUUAGUUCAUAGAGAUAUAAGUCCCCGUCAGUUACGAAGUAACACGACACAAGUGCUUCCGCGAAGAAUUCCGCUCAAGAAGAAAUGGAUGUCUACCAGCUUGAUUCUCCCACCGAUGGGCUCAGCUCAAGCCUAGUGAAACUAGACGAAGGUCUCGCGGAUAUGAGUUUCGACGCCGGUUCGGAGUUUAACUUACACUUUUUUGACACCCCCGAGGAUUCCAAUACGCAAAGUGGGUUGAGUGAUCACGACGAAUCGGUCGAAUCGAGCUCGCGGGAAACUCCUCCGAGUCCUGGACAGCGUAAAGUGAGUUUGGCGCCUCCUUUACCGCCGCCACAGUUGGCCAUAGCAGUUGGGCAGGAUCCCAUCUCCAGUACGAUAGUGGUGACCAGCACUUCGGCGCCGAUGACGUUGGUCAAUCCGGCGACCUGUUUGGUGAUCAGCUCGUCGGAGAUGGCCAAAGUUUCUUCCAGUAGCUUUGAUCGGACGGAUGGAUCGCAGCGGAGCAGUGGGGGAUCCAGGCUAGAGCAGCAGUGUGCCGGUUCGGAUGCCAGCUCGACGACCUCCUCGAAAACGUUCGUGGCCUGCAAGGUGUGUGGCGAUAAGGCUUCCGGCUACCAUUACGGCGUUACAUCGUGCGAAGGCUGCAAAGGAUUCUUCCGGCGGAGCAUCCAGAAGCAGAUCGAGUACCGGUGCCUGCGGGAUGGCAAAUGUCUGGUGAUACGACUGAACCGAAACCGGUGCCAGUACUGUCGGUUCAAGAAGUGUCUCGCCGUUGGAAUGAGCCGGGAUUCUGUUCGCUAUGGACGCGUUCCGAAGAAAUCCCGCGAAGCCGGAAACUGUGCGGAAGACAUGAACGUUUGUGUAAACUCGACCACACCGACUCAGGUGUCGCAGUUGAGCAGCUGUGGCGGGACACCCACGCCGACAGCACCAGUGAUCAGUGCCAGCAAUAAUAUUAAUAAUAAUAAUAACGAUAAUUUAAACAAUAAUAACAACAACAACAAUAGUGUCAAUAAUAACAACAACAAUUCCGGUUUGGCCACCGGAAUCGCAGCCAUGACCAACUGUGCGGAGAUCAGCACAUCGACCGCGGUUGUAACGACCAUCCUGCCGGACUCGAUGACGUUCAGUCCGCCGGAACUGUCCAUCUACGAUAUCAUCCACUGCGUUGCGCAAGCACAUCGAGGCCAUUCCACGUACACCACCGAGCUGGUCAAGGAGCAGACCCGGAUAUCGCUCGUCAACUACAGCGAGAAGAAUAAUCUCAUCAUGCAGUCCCUGGACACAAUCGAGGACCAACGGAUAUGGCUGUGGCAGCAGUACGCCAUGCGGAUGACCCCUUCGGUGCAGCGGGUCGUCGAGUUUGCCAAGCGAGUUCCCGGCUUCGGAGAAUUUCUCCAAGAUGACCAGCUCAUUCUGAUCAAGCUGGGCUUCUUCGAGGUGUGGCUCAGUCACGUGGCCCGGGCGACCAACGAUUCUGCGCUGACCUUCGACGAUGGGGUGUACGUUACCCGGCAGCAGCUGGAAGUGAUAUAUGAUGUGGAUUACGCGAAUGCAUUGUUCAGCUUCACUAGCGGUUUGAACAAUUGCUGUUUGAGUGAUACCGAAAUAGGAUUGUACUCAGCGCUGAUUCUGAUGACCGACCGACCAGGACUGACAGAGACCAAGAUGGUUCUGAAGACGAGGGAAUGCAUUGCAGAGGCGCUGAGGGUACAAAUCACGAGGACCAGAUCGAAUGGGGUCAGUGCCCUGCAGAUAAUGCCAGCACUAGAGGCUAAGAUCCACGAGCUGCGGACGCUCGGGGAGAAACAUUUCGCACACCUAGAGUGGUUCCGACAGAACUGGAGUUCGAUCCGAUUGCCACCAUUGUUUGCGGAAAUUUUCGAUAUUCCUAAAUGCGAGGAAGAUUUGCAGUAGGUAAGAUGGAAGACAGGGUCUGAGAAGAGUUUGAACUUCCUCCAAACAUUGGCCAAUAGUUGUUUAAGGACAUUGUAACUGAUAUUUCAAUUAAGGAUCAUACCUAUAUCGAACGAAAGCAAGACUUGCCAAAUCUAUAUCAAUGUGAGUGUUGACGUGUAGCAAAGAUUGAAUCGGUGAAUGUUUAUCGAAACGGAAUUUAUUUUUGUUAGCUUCCAUUCCGCAAUCGUACCACAAUCUCGCGGAUUGUAGCAAAUAAGUCCACUUAUCGCAUCUUGUGGAUAGAGCAUCUAGCCUAGACUCAUUGUCAUUUACAAGCAUGCGGAAGUAAGCGUUAGAACGAUAAUAGGAAACAAAAAUAUCAUAAACUUUUACCCUACAUAUCAUUGAUAUCGAUGUGAAUUUGAAACCAGUAGAACUCAAACCGCAAUAGACGGUUCUUUUCCCUUAUCCAGAAACACGAUAAGCAAAACAAUGUGGUGCUUGCAUGUAGAUUGAUUCCUAUCAUUUAGAAGCAAAAAAAGCAACGCACAAUGGUUGGAAUCGACAAUUUAUCAGAAGAAAAAGUGAUCUGUUUUCGUUGAUUUUGGCCGUUUGAUGUCAUCAAGUAGUUGUUCUUAAUUGAGUUUUACAUCCUUUUUAAAAAUACGUUGGAUAGGAUAGUCCUUAUUUAAGUUUGAAUGGUGUUUGUUUGAAAAAAUAGUUGUUAUGAGUACUUCCGAAAAUUUUCAAAAAAAUAUUACAAAAUUGAUGACGCUUCCUUGUCAGCUCUAACGCAUCCAGAAGCGAGAAAAUUUUGUGUCCAUCUUGAAGCGAUUUUCUAAGCUCCAAAUUAAAAGCUUUAUCAAAGGUUUCUUAGAUAAAGUUUUCAAUAAAAUAUUUUAUAAAAUUUAAGUAAAGAACAAAAGCACAAAUUGCCUCAACCAAAAAGCUCGAGUGAAAAAUUAGGUUUAUCCUAUCCAACUUCCAUCUAAGAAGAUGCAAAACUCAAUUAAGAGCAACUUAUCAGAAGACUCAAUACGAAAAAACUUUUACCCUAAUAAAUUGUCGAUUCAAAACAUUGUACAACGGGCAUUUCUACUGUCGAAAGCUGAGUUUAUCCAAGGUCUUAAAAAAUAUCCGUACUAAAACAGCAAUACAGCGGAUGCAGUGGAGAUGCCCUUGUGAUCCCAUACUUAAUAUCUCUCUCGCACAACUUAACCACACAUGAACAUUAUCGAAGACAAAUAACUACGACAACUAAACUGUGAAUUCCUCUACAUUGUGAAUUGUAAACCACUGAUGUGAGAAAAUAAAACUAUACUGAGCUACUUUUUACUAGAACACUGUGUAGCCGAUAAGUUAUUCUAAUGUAGCGCGAAUAAAGCAACAUAUAAGUCUAAUUAGUUCAAAUUAUGAUACUUAAAAAGGGAAUCACAUAUUCCAUACAUUCACAUCACUCAUUGGACGGCGAAAACACUAAUCACACAUUAAAACUAAAAACAUAUGUUACGCAAAAUGCGAACAAUUGAAUGAACUGGUGCUGUAUCUUUAAUGCGAUAAUUUUAAGGUGAUUUUUAAUGGUAAACCCAAUUACUCGAAUGUGGUAAUUGUGAGCAAUGGAAUCCUACGAUAGCAGAGCUGUUAUGUACUUACUAUUUUUGCGUAACUGUUCGCGUUCAAACGACUUCGUUUUAUGUUUAGACAAUCGUGCGCAGUUAGUUUUUUUUUACCUGUACAUCUUUCGCACAAACGCAUAUCUGUCCCAUCGCAUAAAAGACGCAUAUAUUUUUACGUGUAAAAGCAUUAAUAUAUUACUUGCAUUGAAACAAUGGAAGACAUCCCUAGGAGCAGAUGAAUACUAUUUAUAUAUUGUUAUUUACGUGUAGAUCAUUUACGAUGGAAACGAUCGCGCCUGCUGUAGUAAUUUUAUUGUUGCUUGAUUCUGUAUUUUACUUAGUAAAAUUGAGAUAGACUACGUAAGUAGGAAACAGUGAGAGUAAGAGAAGGAGUGAGGUAGAGCAAUGGAAAAAGGAAAUUUUAAACCGUAAAACGAGAUUUGAAUCUCUGAAACUGAUUAGAUAAGCCAUUUCGCAAGAUUGUUUUUUAUUUACUUGUUUUUCGCAACUAUUUGUGCUAUGAGGAUCUGAAGACUUUUUAUUACUGGUAAUAACGAAAACUGUCAUAUACUACUGGAAAGGAAGUGAGACGAAUAAACAAUUCAAUUAGACUUAA
Molecule: messenger RNA, 4558 nt
Organism: Aedes aegypti (yellow fever mosquito)
Lineage: Eukaryota; Metazoa; Arthropoda; Insecta; Diptera; Culicidae
Gene: Eip78C
Product: ecdysone-induced protein 78C
Exons: 5
Coding region: 509-2344 (611 amino acids)
Biological process (GO): regulation of DNA-templated transcription
Molecular function (GO): nuclear receptor activity; sequence-specific DNA binding; zinc ion binding
Source: RefSeq, a predicted model, not a curated record